Haliotis rubra (blacklip abalone) is the source of this 8935-nucleotide messenger RNA. RefSeq lists its product as uncharacterized. The record is from RefSeq and is a predicted model, not a curated record. Bases 1051 to 6423 code for a protein of 1790 amino acids. Gene Ontology annotation, molecular function: guanyl-nucleotide exchange factor activity. The transcript is spliced from 15 exons. NCBI's taxonomy places the organism in Eukaryota, Metazoa, Mollusca, Gastropoda, Lepetellida, Haliotidae.
AUACCUGAGAUAAGAUUUCAUUAUACUACAUUGAUUCAAUACAAGACAGCUUACAACAACAACAGUUUCCUCCUGCAGCGGGGACGAUACUUAGGUUUCAUGGAACUUGUGUGAGAACAAUCUGACUAUUGUUUCUACUGGUGAAGUACACUACCCUGCCUGUCCUCCCACCAGCAGGUCACAGGCCAAACAUUUGCGGACCCUUAAUUAAGGAGAUCAGUUAUCAGACUUUCCAGACUUCAGUGUUAUCCCCUGUCAUACCUGGCAUAGUGAACUUUGGUGAGGUUGCAGACUUGCUCCAUGUUUCAGCCUGUCAGUGCCAGACAAGUCGGUAAAUAGGUUCCAACUACAGACUAUCCCCAUCAGCCAGGAGGAUCAGUUUGUCAGGGAUCAUUCCAUCCCUCACAGGAUAUCUUAUCUCUUUGACAUUUUGUCCCAAUUCUAUUUAGCACAAAUCUGUGAGAUCUGUGAGACAAAGCUCCCCAUUCAUCGAUCCCCUGAGGGGGAGAGAGGUAAAUCUAUGUAUAAGUUAUUGUGGGACACGACUUGACUAGAGCCAGGCUUGUGUUCUACCCUAUGGCUAUGCUGUUAACAAGGUAUUGGUCGUGUGCGGCAGUAUUGCCCCAGGAUACUUGCAUCUUCUAUGGUUUGUGAGCAGUCCCCCUGAUUGUUACCGUGGUGGAGUAGUCCUUAUUACCCUCUUCAGUUGGAUCACCCAUGGCCCAUGUGGGUGUGGGCUUGGUGCAGGCAGGUAGCCUGGCUGGACUGUCUCACAUAGUCCACUACAAACACAUGUGUGCCUCACUGUGAUACAGACUGUAGAGGAGGACAUGGUGGGAUACAGUCAACGCUGCUCUCCAUAUUCACUGUUUGUAUGGUAAAUGAAACAGAUUGUGUUUUACAGAGAAUGAAUCUUAUUCAGGAAAUCAAACUUUCAAUACCUCAUGGAUAUAACUGUGUUACUUUCCUUGUAAAUCACAAGCUAAGUUUUGGUUGAUUUGCACACAUUAGACAAAUGAUGAGAAGAAUGAAGUUGAUAUCUCCCUAUAUAUGGUGGUAAUGGACUUGGGACAAAUGUCUAAUGUGAUGGCGUGGAAAGUAAAGCGAGGAGAUUACCUGGAGUUGGAGAACUGCACCGAUAGUUCAGAUGAGGAUCAUAAUAUUCAUGACGCUGGCCUGAGAAGGGAUCGUAAGAAACUACUCAUGCGACUCAGUCAUCUACAGGCGACUGAUCGUAACUCUCUUUGCUGGGAUGAGUUUUUCGGAUCAUCUUUGGAUUUGGCACCAACACUUCUGAAUAUCUAUGACACCAAAGCAGCUGCCAAUGGAGGCACAGACCAGAUUCCUGUGGACCAUCCAGAUGUCAAGUCCAAGUCCAAGUCUCUGCCUGCCUCUGCUACAGUGAGGUACAGCAGAGGGGCUGUGGUUAGAACAGAUAGUGACCCUAAAAUCACUGACUCAGGAUCCAAAAUGACUGACAUUAAAGUCAGGAAAGAGGAUGUGCUUGAUGGGGAUACUGGGAAGAAAAGGCCACUAAGUAUAAGCUCUUCUUCUUCUGCUUCCUCUUCCUCACUGUCACGUCCUCAACACAAACGACCAAACCUUGCAGAAUAUGAACAUUUACUUUCAUCAAGUAAUGUGGAUAAUUCCAAAAAUGAAGAUAUAAAUGGAAAUUGCCAAGAUUCCAGGAUGGAUUAUAAUACAUCCAGUGUACAAAAUGUUGAAAAGAUGGAUGGCAUUGAUGAGACUCCAUCUCCAGACGCCGUCAACAGGUGUGGUGCCAGUGGUACCAACUACAGCAUCAAGACGGCAGUGGUGGACAAACUGGAACUGAGCCGCUGUACUUCCCCUGUGACAGGCCCCCUUUCCCCUUCUGUGUCAGCCCCUCUACCAUCCAUGAGUCCUGAUUCUUCACCAGAGAAACUCACCUUGUCAGCUACCAGCAGUAGUCCAUCUGAAAGUCCAGUCAGGUCAGACUCUGGUGAUAGGAAGGUGCCCAGUUCUAUGUCUGAGAAUUGUGCUGGAAAUUACUCAAGACAAACUCGGACCAAAUCCCCACCUUCUACUUUAGGGGCCCAGUUGAGCAGCUCCACUUCAGGCAGAUCCAGGUCAUCUCCAGCCUCACCCAAGUCCCCUAGUGGAGCCAAGGAUACUGGUUCACCUGAUAGCAACAAGGGAUCUCUGUACGUAACCUAUGUCCAGAGGGUUGUGGCCGAGAUUGUGGACACUGAGAGGACCUAUGUAAAGAGUCUGGAGGACAUCAUCCAGGGCUACCUGGAGUACCUGGAGAAACUGUCACUGAAUGCUGUGAAAGAAGAGGACCUCAAAUGUCUCUUCAGCAAUAUACGGGAUAUAUAUGAAUUUGGAAGGUUGUUUCUGUGGGAGGUGGAGAAGUGUGAUGGGGACCCUGUCAAGGUGGCCGAGUGCUUUGUCAGGAACAAUGAGGGCUUUGUCAUCUACACUGACUACUGCACCAACUACCCCAGCGCCGUGGAAGUGCUCACUCGCUACAUGAUGGAUCCGCAGAUGUCGGAGUUGUUCAAACAGCGUCAACUUGCCCUGGGGCAUGGGCUGCCCUUGGGGGCAUACUUACUCCGCCCUGUGCAGAGGAUACUCAAGUAUCACCUGCUGUUACAGAACAUUUUGAAGUUUUUUGACAAGGACAAAUCAGGAUAUGACACAUUGAACAAAGCCUUCAAACACAUGACCGAGAUGGCCCACCACAUCAACGAGAUGAAGCGUAAACAUGAGCAUGCUGUCCGCAUCCAGGAGAUACAGAGCCAGCUGGAGGAGUAUGCGGGUGAGGACCUCAUUCGACUAGGGGACCUGGUCCUGGAGGGUCCGUUCCGAGUGUAUGGCGCCAAGGCAUCACGCCAGGUGUUCCUGUUUGAGCGUGAGAUCCUCAUCAGCAAGAAGAAGGAAGGUGGGAUGCUGGGCUGCAAGGCAUCCAUUCAGCUGGCCAACCUGAUGCUGGUGGAGGUGAUCCCCAAUGAGCCUCUGAGCUUCCACCUUAUACCCUUCGACAACCCUCGGGCCCAGUUUACACUGCAGGCACGGAACAUGGAGCAGAAGCGGCGGUGGUGCCAGGAGAUAAAGCGACUCAUUCUGGAGACCUACAAGGGGAAGAUCCCAGACAAGGUGAAGAGCCUCGUGAUGGAGCUUGGCAGGAACCACGAUGACGACUAUGUGAACAGUGAGAACCUCGACCCAAGGCGGACUCACCACACGGCUCCUGAAUACCUGGAGCGCCGGAGAGGGCGACGGAAAUCUGGUGGAAGACUGCCAGAUCUGUUGAAGCCCCAGAAAGCAAAGAGAGGAUCAUCUGGAAACAGAAAAGGAGACAUCAGCCCUAGAACAUCACCGCUCAUGGAGAGACGACAGACACAUGCCUCAUUAUCCAGUGAAACAAGGGAGACAACUCCGGAGCACAAAAAGAGUCAACAAAGUGUGACUGACACGUCCAGUGAGGGCACCUCUAUCUCCAGAACCACGACCCAGAGUGAUAUAUCCUCCCAGACUGCUGGUAUUGAAGACACAUCCAAAAGCUUCCACGGGUCUGUUGAUACGCUAGCAUCCAGCCAUAACAAUGCUUCUACCAAAGAUACUUCCAGUGACAAUGUCCGUCGAGCCAAGAGUUUUCGUAUUGCAACCAGGAUGAGACCAAUCACCUCACAAGAUCUUGGUGAUGUUAUACCCAGCAUUGAUUCAGAUUCAGAAAGUGAUAUGGAUGAUCCAAGUCUUACACAAGAUGGGUUGAAAGAAUAUAAUGAUGUUGUGUUUAAUAGUAGGCCAGAUUUUGAUGAAUUGUCUGAUGGAGACGUACCCAAGAAAACCAACAAGGAGAGUAGAUACACCAGUAUGCCUGUUUUGAAUAUCACACCUCCAUCCAAAGAUCCAAAGACACAGAGUCCCAAGGAUAGUGGGAUGAUGAAUUCCAACUCCUGGAAAAAGAACAAACAGGGAAGUCUUGUGAAUCUUCAGACAAAGCAGUGGACAAAAAUUGCUCAGAAAGAGCAAGGUAGAAGCAUUCCUGCUUUUCAUGACACUUUUGCCAAAAAGUCCCUUGAAAACCUGACAGUGAAAGCAUUGCGUCACCCUGUGUAUACUGUGAAGCACCUGUCCGUGGACUGUGAUGCUCCGUCCAAGAAGGGAAUCAAUGCCAAGCUCACAAACUGGGGCAGCACUGAGAAGCUGACUAAAGGAUCAAUGACCGAUGUGUCACACUUAUCAGAAGACCCAUGGGUGAAGAAUCCUGAAGUUAAGAAGCUCUCUGGAUCUGCCAGUGUGUCAAAUGUAUCUGUCAAACCUCAGGGGCAUAAACUGAAGAAAUGUUCAGAGCCUAGUGAUCCUAAGAGUGGUAGUCGUGAAAAUAUGGACUGGAUGGUAUAUGUUAACCGAAAUUCAUUAAAUGAUACUGAGAACCAGAAGUAUUUUCCCAAAUAUUGUACGCCACCUAGAGGGACUAUGACACCACCGAAAAGUCCUACAGUCAUGAAGCAGGAAUAUAACUCCCCAAGCCCAAUGAAGCGGAACACAAACAACCUGGCAUCCAGACCAGUCUCAACCUAUGACACUGUUCCAGACAUCCCCAAGGUUACGGUAGCUUCAAGUGUUCCCUCAAUCAUUGUGUCAUCAACGUCGCCAAAGUUCCCCCAUCAUGACCAUCUCUCACGUCAUCAGCUCAACAGAUCCAAUUCCACACCUUUGACCAAAUCAAAGACCAUUGCUCAACCUUCCACCAACAGACCUUCAUCUUUCGACUGUGAGGGAUUCACAGAUAGUGAGAGAAUGGUAGCUGAGAUGGAGGAUUAUAUGAAAAAGUCCAGGGACAAUGAUUCUUCACCAUCAUGUAAGUUUCCUACAAAUCUGCCUGUUUUCCAUUACAAUGAAUUAGAGAAAGGGAACAGACAUUCAAAUAUUUCUACAUCAUCUUAUGAAAGCCAUUCCAGCAGCUCCAGUGAAGGGAUCAUGGAUACACUCAAACACAAGAUUCACAGCUGGACAUCCAAACUUUCGAAACGUUUGGAGGACAGCGAUGGGCACUCGUCAUUGUCAAGUGUGUCUGAUGUCCGUCCAUCAUCCCUGCUCAUGUCCGAUGAUGAGAAGAUGGAUGAUGUAAAGAGUAAAAACUCUUCCUGUGAGACUCUGGACUCGCCACAUGCACGGAAGAAGGGAGCGGAGAAGCUGAAGAGGCAGCAGCAUCUUCUGGAGGACGAUGAGGAACUGAGGACAUUCUUGAGGCAGAGAGGACUUGGUGGAGACUCUAUUGGGUCCAGGAUGGCUAAUUCUCUCCCACCCAAUGUAGAGGCCUUGAUAACUGAUAAACUAAGACCACAUAGUGCCUGUGUUCUAAGGGACAGCGAUUCUCUUUCUUCCUAUGAACUUUCGAGCAAGGAGACUACCCCAGAACCUCAGGCUCGUUUGUCUUUACCAAUUAUGCCUUCAACUGCUGAAAAUCAGAGUCCUUUAUCUCUCAACAACAUGGAAAUUCAGCAGUCAGACUCUGGGUUUUCUAUGCAAAGUGAUGUGACUGACAGUAAUUCCAUGGAGACCACAACUCCUGUCAGCAACAUGAACACACCUCCUGUCAAGCAAAUGGAUGUAGAAGAAACGGAAAAGGAAAAAGAUGAGGCCACCACCAUGGACACUAGACAGAAAGAGCCAAACAUGUCUAGGCCACGAACUCAGUCAGAAUCAUCUGCUGAUUCUGUUGAUAGUUUUUAUGAACGUCGUUUGUCUAUAGCUUUUGACUCCGAAGUUUUUCGGGAUUCUGCAGUGUUUUGUGACAUCAACAUUGAUCCCAAACAGAAGGUUGUGAAGGAGACCCCAAAGAAACCAAGACGAUCGAUCAAAGACUUUGUUCAGAUCUUGGAGGAAAGGAAUAAACCAAAGGCUCCACUUACUGUAGAGGUUAAGCGUAGGGGACCAGGCUCUGGGAUUCGUCAGCGGCUCCAGACUCUACAACAGGCUUCACAAUAUUCCAGACACAGCAGUAGAAACACUAGUGAAGAACGGGAGUUGGUGCAACCCAAAUCUGUGAAAGAUAUUCAGCAGUCCCUGGCUGCAGAGCCAAGGUUUGGCCAGUCCAAGAGCUGGCAUCCUAGUUCCAGCAGCAACAUUGGCUCCAUGAACAGCAGCUCGAACACAUCUAUCAGCUCCAGCUGCUCAUCUGGCAUCUCAGGGCCACACUUUGCUGUGGUUGGUGGCGGCAGCAGUCACUCCCAUGGUGGUAAUCAAUUCAUGCACCAUCAUGUGCGGGCGGAAUCAGAACACGGCAGGGAGAGCUCACCAGAGCUGUGUGGUCUCAGGUCAGCACGCUCACUGGGCAGGCUGGACCAGUUGAGCACAGACAUCGAGAACCUUGUCAUCAUGAAAGGAUGGGUGAGGUCACUCAUCAACAAGUUCCAGAGUGACAAGGAGUGAAUAAUAUAUGUUGUACAGAUUGAUGUGUCAGUGUCAGUACAUUCAGUCUGGAAAUGUGAAGCAAAACAACUUAAUAUUCAAGUUUGAAAUUAAGAUGUUAUGACAAUUUUUCCAAAUAAUUUAUGACAAUGUUAUAUGAUAUAUUUUAGACGUUGGAAACAGUGUUCAAAAUAUUCCAUUUGGUUUCCAUUGAAUAGGUAAUGCAUAUAAUUACUGAGGCGAAGAUGUGCUAAUUUGGGCUUGAUAUGCAUUUCUAGUUAGGGACUGCCAACAGUGUGUAUUGUCAGGGUGAACAUCUUGGUGAAGGUGAGAGGGGCAUAUACUCACUCAUUCCUGUAUCACUUAGACACUACUACAGGGAAAUGUAUGUUCAGGAACAUAUUCCCACUGUGAAAUAUUACCUAUGUUCAUGCCUAAGUCAUGUAGCAAUGGGUUCAAGAUUAAAUCAACAGCUCACCAAUUUAAUACAUAUUAUGUACAUGUAUUUAGAAUGUUAGACCAGUGGUUGGGGCUGAUGUGUUCUGAAUGUCAAAGUAACCUUUUCAGAACGAAUGGGCAAAGUAUUUUUCAUGGAGAGGCAAUAAGCUCACUUAACCAUGGUUUCAUAUAGUGUGUGUUGGACUAAGUCACAUUUGAUAACAUAUUAUGUUCUAGCAGUUCAUGGCUUUAGCUUACACACACACAUCUGUUUACAUUAUUAUGAUUUGUCAAUCAACACCAUCAAACCAUAAGGUAUAUCCCAUUUAAAUUUGUUCAGCUUGUUCUGUUUAAUUGUUAUCUGGAUUUGUGCUCGCUGCUUGCCUUCUGUUCCCCACUGGUUCUCCAGCUGUUUCCACAUCUGUGACUGGCUGUCUGUGGUGGUUUCCACAUCUGUGACUGACUGUCUGUGGUGGUUUCCACAUCUGUGACUGACUGUCUGUGGUGGUUUCCACAAAUGUGAUUGGCUGUCUGUGGUGGUUUCCACAUCUGUGACUGUCUGUGGUGGUUUCCACAUCUGUGACUGACUGUCUGUGGUGGUUUCCACAAAUGUGAUUGGCUGUCUGUGGUGGUUUCCACAUCUGUGACUGUCUGUGGUGGUUUCCACAUCUGUGACUGUCUGUGGUGGUUUUCACAUCUGUGACUGCCCACACACUCUGCUCCAUCACAACACCAUACAUACAUAUUCGGUGAACAGAUACACAGAGACUAUUACCUGAAUGUGUUUGUUUCAUAAAUAUAUAUCUUUUAGGAUCCAUCAAUGAUUGUAAUAUGGAAACACACUUCUCAGUAUAAAUAAUUGAUUUUUAAGAUAUGAUGUCACUCAAUGAACUUGAGACUGAAUGAGUUUGGUUUUACGUCGCUUUUAGCAAUAUUCCAGCAACAUCACGGCGGGUUACACCAGAAAUGGGCUUCACACAUUGUGCCCAUGUGGGGAUUCGAACCCGGGUCUUCGGCGUGACGAGCCAACGCUUUAACCACUAGGCUACCCCACCGCCCCAUGAACUUAAGAAACCAUGUAUGAAUAUGUGUUUGAGUGCAACACUCCUUUCAUCAUCCAGUACCACAUGAAUCACAGCCAUGUUUCUCAAAAGAAUUACCCCAACAUUGGGGAACCCCUACCUGAACAUUUUGUUUACACAAGUCAGUAGUUUAUUCCGUAGGCAGACAUUGAGUAGCUCCUUCUUGCUUAUUUGCAUAUUUAUGGGCUAGUGUAUGUACCUGGUAUAUCGCAUCUGUAACACUAUCCUUUAUGUGAUCAAUUCCUGACUGCUUAUUUCCCCCUUACUAAUUUCAGUUACUUGGAGAUGUGAAGGAAUGUUUUCAUUGUACUCACCAACACAUGCAGAUGUACAUUAUGUAAUCUGUUCAUUAAAAAAAUAGUCACAGAGUUGCUUAUGUUUAUAGUAUGCUUGUAUAUAGCUAUCAUCUGCAAAUAUGGUGCUUAUUGUUAUUUAUAUAUCAAUUUAAUGGUAGUGGUUUUCCAUCAGGAACUGAAUCUCCAUGUUUGAUGGACAGUGAUAAGUAUGUGAUGGUUGUGCUUAUGUGUAGUUGCAUUUUACACAUCGGGGUAGGGGACAUCUCCGACUCAGCUUGCAGGAAUCCCAGCCUGAGGAAAAUAAUCCAAAAUACAUUUGUCCAUUUCUGAAACCGCCUUUGAUCAUAGUUUUAUGCAAUGUUUGGAAAUUGUGGACGGCAUGUAAAAUUGUAAUAUGAAGAAGAAAAGGGUUAAGUUUGUAUCCUGCAACCACGCCAUAUAUAUAGAUAGCAGUCACCUGUCCAGGUUGUGUUUGUCAACAUGUUGUCCAUGGGUGUGGUGGUGUUCAGUGUAUUUGAAGAGAAUCAUGAUUCUGUUAUAUUAAGUUUGAUUUGCCAUUUGUUUGCUACAGCAACUACCACAUUACCACGUUGCCCACCAGUCUGCCAGUGCUUGCUACAUCAUACAGGCUGGAAGUGAAUCUCUAUGCAAUCUACGUGUCAGUGUAUUUGUAUUAUGAAUUUAUAAGGACACACAAAUAAAAUGUGAAAAUACGUC